UUUUUUAACCCCGGAGCCGCCCAGAAUAGCCACCCAAAUUGCAAUCUUUGUUUCUCUCUCUUCCCAUUCUCUCUCUCUCAAAAAAAAUAAAAAAAUAUCUAUCAAAAUACAUCCACGCAUACACAAGAAUUUUUCCCAUCCCAAAACCAUGCCCCUCCAUUCACCAUUCACCGAGCGAAUCCCAUAAAAACAACACCCACAGUACCAUCAUCAUCAUCAACAACAACAAAACGGAUGAACCCAACCUUCUCCCUUCCCUCACUAUUCCAUCUCUCUCACUUUUCCCUUUAACAAUCCCUCUCCCUUUCUCUCUCUCUCUCUCUCUCUCUCUCUCUUGCUUAGCAAUAACUUACAACCACCAACCCUAGAGAGCGUUGAGGCGACAGCACAGUACAUCAGGAACAGCAAACUCUAUCUAUUUUACAAGGAAACAAAUAACAGUAACAGUUACUAGCACCAUCACCAGCACCACCAUGUCCCUUGAAGAGUCGCUAAGAUCUCUUUCUCUGGAUUACCUCAACCUCCUCAUCAACGGGCAGGCCUUCAGCGACGUCACUUUCAGCGUGGAGGGUCGUCUGGUCCACGCGCACCGCUGCAUACUCGCGGCGAGGAGUCUCUUCUUCAGAAAAUUCUUUUGUGGGCCGGACCCACCGUCCGGCCUCGACCCCACCGGACCGCGAGGAGUUAACUCCUCGCGAUCCGGAGGGGUCAUCCCAGUCAACUCGGUUGGCUACGAGGUCUUUCUCCUCAUGCUCCAGUUUCUAUACAGUGGCCAAGUCUCCAUCGUGCCUCAGAAGCACGAGGCCAGGCCCAAUUGCGGCGAGCGGGGAUGCUGGCACACGCAUUGCACCUCCGCCGUCGAUCUCGCCCUCGACACCCUCGCCGCCGCUAGAUACUUCGGGGUCGAACAGCUCGCAUUACUCACUCAGAAACAACUGGCGAGCAUGGUAGAGAAGGCUUCAAUAGAGGAUGUAAUGAAAGUGCUGUUGGCAUCAAGAAAGCAAGACAUGCAGCAACUAUGGGCAACAUGUUCCCACUUGGUGGCAAAAUCAGGUCUUCCUCCAGAGGUUCUAGCAAAGCACUUACCAAUAGACAUUGUGGCGAAAAUCGAAGAGCUCCGUCUCAAAUCCUCCCUGGCACGCCGCUCAUUGGUGCCUUCUCACCACCACCAUCACCACCACCACCACCACCACGCGGCGGCGGCACUCGACCUCGAGGACCAGAAAAUCCGGCGAAUGAGGCGCGCCCUGGACUCCUCCGACGUUGAACUGGUGAAGCUAAUGGUAAUGGGAGAAGGCCUAAACCUCGACGAGGCUUUGGCCUUACCCUACGCAGUGGAGAAUUGCAGCAGAGAAGUGGUGAAGGCCUUACUGGAGCUUGGUGCAGCCGACGUUAACUACCCGUCGGGUCCCGCCGGGAAGACGCCGCUCCACAUUGCGGCGGAGAUGGUGUCCCCCGAUAUGGUGGCGGUGCUUCUUGACCACCACGCGGACCCCAACGUCAGAACUGUCGAUGGGGUCACCCCUCUAGACAUCCUCAGAACCCUAACCUCGGAUUUCCUCUUCAAGGGUGCUGUCCCCGGAUUGACCCACAUCGAGCCCAACAAGCUGAGGCUGUGCUUGGAGCUUGUUCAAUCCGCGGCUCUCGUCAUGUCGCGAGAAGAUGGCAAUAACGCCAACAACAACAACAACAACAAUGCUACUAAUAAUUCAGCAGCACCCAUUUACCCUCCACCAAUGAACGAGGAUCACAACAACAACAGCAGCAGCAGCAGUGGCAACAACAACAACAACAUUGGUAACCUUAACUUGGAUUCGAGGUUGGUGUAUCUCAACCUUGGUGCCACCGCUUCAAUGAGUUCAAGGUUGGAUAAUGCUGAGGACGAGAGAGAAGCCAUGAACCAAACCAUGUACCAUCAUCACCACUCUCAUGACUACUAGUAGCUGCUGCUACUGAAUCUAAACUUUCCACAUACAUCACUGAUAUAUAUAUAUAUAUAUAUAUAUAUGAUUUAAGGUUAUUUCAAUUGCCACGAACGAUGGAGACUAUGGAAAAUUUGAAGAGGGAGAAGGAGGAGAAUUGAUGAAUAUGGAGGGACCCUAUUGGAUUUGGAUGAUGGAUGGAGCGUAAAAGACUCUUCUUUUGUCACUUGGAAGAAUAGACUGGUAUUCACUGCCCUUCUAAUUUUUCUGUCUUGACUCUAUGGUAUUUUGUUGGGUUUUUUUUCUUUCUUUUUUAGUUUUUUGGGGUUUAGGCUCUUCAAAUGGUCACCAUUUGAAGUGCGGUUUCAUGGGAGAUUGGGAUAAGAGACAGGGAGAAUCUAAUCGGUUCAAUUUUUUUUAUUUUUUUUUAGUUUUUCUGUGAAACGAAUGGGUGCAUGGAGGAGACGCAGGUCAAUCUUUUCAAAUCCUCCUUCACCUGUCAACUCCUUAAUUUGUAUUUACUGAUCCGUAGCUAAUAUCACGGCCUAUUUAUUGUGAUCGCUUUACAAUUUCAGA
This is a messenger RNA of Glycine soja, 2498 nucleotides long. Its product is annotated as BTB/POZ domain and ankyrin repeat-containing protein COCH-like. The record is from RefSeq and is a predicted model, not a curated record. The coding region runs from base 474 to 1940 and encodes 488 amino acids. Lineage: Eukaryota; Viridiplantae; Streptophyta; Magnoliopsida; Fabales; Fabaceae. Gene Ontology annotation, molecular function: protein binding. The transcript is spliced from 2 exons. Gene Ontology annotation, biological process: plant organ development.